AACUCAACAGUGACAGUGGAAGCAUGGGGAAAAAUCAGAAAAUGGACAUUGGAGGCCCCACCCCCACCUCUCCCGACGAGGAGCCCCCGAGGGACCCCGGUGUGGCCCAGCACCACUCCUACACGAAUGAAGACCUCGAGGGACACCGCGCCCAUUCCAUCUAUGUGGGCGUGCAUAUUCCUGGCGCCCAUCGCCGUCGAUCCCGCCACCACCGCCACCACCGUCACCAUCACCGCAGCUCCAACAAGGAAGGCAGUGAGAACAGGCCAGUGACUCCCCCAAGCCAGAGGGUGCAGUUUAUUCUUGGAGAAGAUGAUGAUGGAGAUGGCACACAUGAUAGCCAUCCCCUCUUCAGUGAGAUGGAGACUCUCAUUGAGAUGGAAGGUGGAGAAUUGGAGUGGAAGGAAACAGCAAGAUGGAUCAAGUUUGAGGAGGAUGUAGAAGAAGGAGGAGAACGAUGGUCCAAACCUCAUGUGGCAACACUCUCCCUCCAUUCACUUUUCGAACUUCGAUCUUUCCUUCUCAAUGGAACAGUCAUCCUCGAUAUGGAUGCCUCAAGUCUGGACACCAUUGCAGACCUUGUUCUUGACAACAUGAUUAAUCAGGGGCAGCUACCUCUUAAUGGAAGGGAAAAAUUCCGUGAUGCUCUCUUGCGGAGGCAUAAGCAUCUGUAUGAGAAGCAGAAACACAAAGAGAAUGGGAAUAUGUCCCGUCUGCCGCUCAUCCGCAGCUUGGCUGAAAUUGGUCGCAAUCAUUCUUCCUCUAAAAACUCGGGGUCAGGCUUCUUCAGAGCCUUGUCCUUUUCAGGUGGGAAUAAUGCCAGUGUUGUCUCCAACCCGGAUGGUGCCAUGGAGACCUCCCCGUCUUCGGGAUCUAUCACUCGCAACCAGAGUGGAAAUAAUUUGGAGUCGGGCAAUGGAGUCAGUGAGCACAAGGGCAACACCAACUUCAUGAGAAAAAUUCCACCUGGUGCCGAGGCCUCAAACAUCCUUGUGGGUGAAGUUCCUUUCCUUGAAAAACCUGCAACUGCAUUUGUCCGUCUAACCCAAGCAGCAAAUCUUGGGGACUUGACUGAGGUUCCUGUACCGACCAGGUUCCUUUACAUUAUUUUGGGUCCAACUGGUGGUCUUCCAAGAUACCACGAGAUUGGGCGUGCCAUGGCUACGCUUCUCAGUGAUGAAGUUUUCCACGAUGUGGCAUACAAGGCCAAGAACCGCAGUCAUCUUCUGGCAGGUGUUGAUGAGUUCCUUGAUGCUGUCACAGUUCUUCCUCCUGGAGAAUGGGAUCCUGCUAUUAGGAUUGAGCCUCCUGCAGCUAUUCCAUCUCAGGAUUCUCGUAAAACUCCAAAGAAGAAUGAACCAGAAGAAGUGAUUGAUGAAGAGGAGGAGGAGCAGAAGUUACGGGAACAGGCUGGUUUGACCCGUACAGGAAGGCUCUUUGGCGGCUUGGUGAAUGACCUCAAGCGGAAGAAGCCUUGGUACUGGAGUGACUUCAAGGAUGGCAUUUCCAUACAAUCCAUUGCCACUUUCUUCUUCUUGUAUUUUGCCUGUCUCACACCAAUCAUCACUUUUGGAGGACUGCUUGGAGAGGCCACGGAGAAUCGCAUUGCAGCCAUGGAGUCCCUUGUUGCCGGCUUGAUAUGCGGAGUAAUCUAUGGCUUCUUCUCUGGCCAGCCUCUGACCAUCUUGGGCUCAACUGGACCUGUUCUUGUCUUUGAAACUAUCCUUUAUGACUUUUGCAAAACCUCUGAAUGGGAUUACUUGUCAUUCCGUCUGUGGAUUGGCAUCUGGGUCGGUGCCAUUUUGAUCGUCUUAGUAGCUAUAGAUGCUUCAGCUCUUGUCUGUUACAUCACCCGCUUCACUGAAGAGAAUUUUGCUACACUGAUUGCCUUUAUCUUCAUAUACAAGGCGAUUGAGAAAGUAAUUAAGAUUGGCACGAAGUAUCCAAUGGAGACUCAUGUUGAUAUCCCAAAGUCAUGUAUGUGCACUGUUGGCAAUGAAACUCAAUAUGGUAAUUCAACCUACCCAUGGUACAAUGCUACGGAAGAAGAUUGCAAAAUGCUCUAUGAAGGAACGAUGAUGGGCGAUGGCUGCAAGCACUUCUAUCCAGAUGUUUACUUGCUCUCAUUUGUCCUCUUCUUUGGAACAUUCCUUAUCUCAAUCUACUUGAAGGACUUCAAGACUGCUUCCUUCUUCCCAACCAAGGUCCGACAGUUCAUCAGUGAUUUUGCUGUUAUCAUAGCUAUCCUUGCCAUGAGCUUCUUCGACUUUGCAGUUGGCAUCCACACCCCAAAAUUGGAAGUCCCAGGAGAGUUCAAGCCCACCUGGGAGGGCCGUGGUUGGCUUAUCCCAUUCUUUAAUGGAAACCCAUGGUGGUCUUCCAUUGUUGCUGUAGUGCCAGCUCUCCUGGCCACCAUUUUGAUCUUCAUGGACCAGCAGAUCACAGCUGUUAUUGUGAACAGAAAGGAGCAUAAGCUCAAGAAAGGUGGUGGAUACCAUCUCGAUCUAUUUGUCCUUGCCCUCCUCCUCAUUGUUAAUUCCAUUAUGGGCUUGCCAUGGUUUGUGGCUGCUACUGUGCUAUCCAUCAACCACGUUAACUCUCUUAAACUAGAGUCAGAGUGUGCAGCUCCUGGCGAGAAGCCACAGUUCCUUGGUGUCAGGGAAAACCGCAUCACCCACAUCGCCAUCUUCGCAUUUAUUGGGUUGUCUGUGGUCAUGACUCCAAUCCUUAAGAAGAUCCCUAUGCCUGUACUGUUUGGUGUCUUCCUGUACAUGGGUAUUGCUGCUCUGAAAGGCUUGCAGUUCUUUGAUCGUAUCCUUAUCAUGUUCAUGCCUGUCAAGUACCAGCCGGAUUACUCUUUCUUACGUAAGGUUCCCCUCAAAAAAGUACACUUGUUCACUGUUAUCCAGCUGGCUUGUCUGAUUGCUCUUUGGGUGAUUAAAUCUUUCAGUCAGACCUCUAUCUUCUUCCCACUUAUGUUGGUGGUGAUGAUUGGUAUCCGCAAGUGUCUGGACUGGUUCUUUACCCAGCGUGAGCUCAAGAUCCUGGAUGACACCCUGCCUGAGUUCAGCCGCAAGAAGAGGAUGGAAAAAGAAGAGGAGAGCAAUACAGAGGAAUCCGAGGAAGAUAAGAAGGCUGGUGUCCAUUCAAGUGAAGGCAUGAUGACUAUUCCGCUGGCUAAUGGCAAUGUCAUGAAGGUACCCAUGAACCCCAUCAACAUAUCUGAGGAAAUGAACAAGAGUGAGUGGUGGGAGGACCAGGAGAAGCAUAACAAGGCCAACUCUCCAACAAAGAACAAUGGGGACAGGAGCCGUGACAGCUGUAAGCGUUGCCAUCGCCGUAAGAAGAGCCGAAAUAAUGAUGGAUCCAAUGAUGAGGCCAAAGAGCCGACUAAGGAUGUGGAAAAGAAUGGCAGCAUAAAGUGUCACAGUCACACAGAAAAUGAUUCCGCUAUGAAAGACACUUUGGAAUUAGAGAAUGAAUCUUGCCAUUUCACAAAGAAACGUGGAACGAAAAAGGAUGCUCUGAACGAGGAGGAGAAGAAGAGGCUGAGCAUGAUGGCAGAAGAGGAAGAGGAGGACGAAGGGAUUACGAUCAAGGUGACGAAGUCGUAAAUUGUCACACUAUCAGCCAAUUAUCAUUUCGUUAUAUGAUUUUCUUUUUUUCUUUUCCAUCUUGUGUUCCUUUUUUUGAAAAGAUCAGGAUUCCUUUGAGCCUUAGUUGAUGACACAAGCAAGGUAGAUCAGCUUUAUGGAGCCGUCAGGUACCAUCUGAAAGGCCUGAUGUGGUUCUAUUGAUUUUGAAGAUAUAAUUAUAUUUUUAAGACUAAAAUAGUAAAUCUUUUUAAAACCAUAAUAAAGGCAUCCGUUAGCUGAUCUAGUCACAUAUUCAGUUGUAAGACACCUUGCUAUAUGUUGGUAUGGCUGUACCUGGACCAC
Messenger RNA from Penaeus vannamei (Pacific white shrimp), 3938 nucleotides. Lineage: Eukaryota; Metazoa; Arthropoda; Malacostraca; Decapoda; Penaeidae. The record is from RefSeq and is a predicted model, not a curated record.